GUUCAUAUUGCUCGCCACAGACGGACCGCUCGAAUUGAAUCACUUGUUCUUGACUCACCAUGUCGUCUACCUAUGUCCACUACUCCACCCCAUCUUCUCUCCCUUCGGACUACGCUCUGCUCUCGCGGUUUGCAGCUGCCAGAGGCAUAAGCGAGGGACCAGAGCAGGCCAAUGACCCUCAACCUCACACAGCAGACGAAACUGCUAUAAACGAAGACAACGAGGACGUGCUGCCGUCAUCUUCUCUACUGCCGCAAAAACGACCUCGCCGUAGUAGCUUUCCUACGGCCUACGUGACUCCCUUCAACCCAACGAGCAUGGGACCGCUGCCAGACAAGUCCGGGUACCGCUCAGGCCCUAUGCUUGAACCCACCGAGAAUACCCCGCUGCUCGCGCCGCCAGUUCCACGGAUACCUGAGGAGGUCGACGGGGAGAACCUAUCGCCAGAGUCGGGCGCGCGUCCAAAUGUUAUCUGGGAGGAGAUGUGCAUCCUUACCAAGUAUACGCUGCCUGUGUUUGGGUGAGUGGAUCGGUCUUCUUGUG
This is a messenger RNA of Phanerochaete carnosa HHB-10118-sp, 543 nucleotides long. RefSeq lists its product as uncharacterized. Bases 60 to 524 code for a protein of 154 amino acids. The record is from RefSeq and is a predicted model, not a curated record. The transcript has a single exon. Lineage: Eukaryota; Fungi; Basidiomycota; Agaricomycetes; Polyporales; Phanerochaetaceae.